Molecule: messenger RNA, 2172 nt
Organism: Fusarium sp. VM40
Lineage: Eukaryota; Fungi; Ascomycota; Sordariomycetes; Hypocreales; Nectriaceae
Source: the annotation of a GenBank genome assembly
AUGUCGGGUAUGAUGAGCAAGCGCCAGCAGGCGCGGAACGAAAAGGCUUUGCAGGACCUCGUGCAGAAUGUACCGGGCAAUAAUAUGUGCGCUGACUGUCACGCGCGUAAUCCAGGUAUGCUUCAAACACGCAGCGAAGCUCAUCGAGGGCCUGCCUGGGCAUCUUGGAGUUUGGGCGUUUUCCUAUGCAUGAGAUGUGCUGCGAUCCAUCGAAAGUUGGGCACACACAUUUCCAAAGUCAAGUCCUUGAGCAUGGAUAGUUGGACGAACGAACAAGUCGAUAAUAUGCGUAAGGUCGGAAACGUUACCUCCAACAAUAUCUACAACCCCGAACAUGGCAAACCACCGGUCCCCGUCGAUGCUGACGAAGCCGAUUCUGCAAUGGAACGAUUCAUCCGACAGAAGUAUAUGAACAACACAGUUAGCAGAGCAGGAAAACCCAAAACACCUCACGUAGGAGAGGGAACGCCUCCGCCGUUGCCGCCCAAGAACUCUACUAAGUUCGGAUUCCGAUCAGCAUCAUCCAUUUUCCCACUGUCAUCCAAGUCCAAGAAGGAGGCCAAAUCAAUAGCAGCGGCGCAACUUGCUCGCACUGAGUCCCCGAGACCCCCCAAUAAGCCGUCCAAAGUGUUUGGCGCAACCCUGGACCUUGAUCAGCCAGACGAGAUGGAACAAAAGCUGUCCAGGCUACAGGACAUGGGUUUCCAGGAUGCUAAGCGAAAUGCCUUGGUGUUGAAGGGUGUCAAUGGCAACCUUGAGCGGGCAAUUGAGACUCUUGUGCGCCUGGGUGAGGGAAGCGGCCGUCCUUCACCCCUCCCUACACCUUCACCUAGAGAACAGACUUUGCGCACAUCAAGGUCUUUAACUCCUCUGACACCAAGUGCUGGCGGGCUGGGACUCGGUGCAGGACUUAGCGUUCCAUCUCGUUCGGCCACGGAGCGUCCAACCACCCCGUCGAGUGCUUCGACAAACCCAUUCGACAAUUUGGGCCCGGCUCAACCACAAACAGCUCAAUCUACCGGAAGUCUCCAAAACCGAAACCCCUAUGGUCAGACGAAUCCAUUUGGCGCGCCCGCAGCCCAACAACAACAACACCAACAACAGGCAAACGAUGCCUUCAGCCAGGCAUUCCAAAAUAUGUCACUUUCUCCCCAACAGCCUCUGUUUCCUCAUCAUACCGGCGGAACGGCGCCGCAGCCCGCCCCACAGGCGCCAGUGUACCAACAAGUUGCACCUUCAGCACCUACAACCCCCAGUGGUUUCUCAAGUCUAGGCUUUAGUAGCAACAUGGCAUAUUCUCAGCCACUACAAGCGCAGUCAACAGGAUAUAACCCUUUCUUCCCAAACUCCACAGGCGCAGUUCAGCAGCAACCGCCACAUGGGUCCAACACAUACCCUCAAGUCAACACGAACCAAGCACCUGCAGGUUACAACCCCUUCUCACGAUCUCCAACUCGAAUUGCAUCACCUAGCCUUGGUCAGAUUCCGGAGCAAACCCAGAGUUCGUUCCAGAGCUCUUCUGUAUAUCAAACCUCCGCCGUAUAUCAGAGCCCUGCGCCUCUGAGCACCCCGGAAACCUCUACAAAUCCGUUUUUUGCAAACGCUGGUCAGCCGAUGGUAGCAACGGGCCAACAUAUGUUUGGCCAACAGCAGGCUAUGCAGCAGAUGCAAAACCAGUCUCAGGCGAGCUACAAUCCGUUUGCCCAAGCACAGGCUGGACAGCAACAAUUGUAUGGACAGCAAAUGCAGAUGCCGCAGCAGCAGCAACAGUUUUACCAGCCACAGAGACCAGACAAUGCCUCUAUUAUGGCGCUUUUCAACAACUACCCGCAAACGACGUCACAACACCCUGGUGUUGACUCGGCACAUACUUCAUACCAGGCACCGCAGCAGGCUACACAAUACUCUCAACAGCCAAACAUUCCUGAAAACCAGCCCAUGCAAACACCUAUAGCCUCUGUGCAACAGAAUCACAGUGUCCCUCAGCCACUGUCAUCUAACACGAACCCGUUCAUGAGCAACACGCCUUCUGCCAAUACGAAUGCUGUGGCCACGUCCGACCCUUUUGCUGCCAGGAGCAGGGAGAGUAUGAAUCUUGGUAUGGAUCUUGCAUGGACCAAUGGUCGACACAGUCCAGAUGCCUUUGCAAGCCUCAGCGCACGUCAUGGUUGA